AUGAAGGUCAGUGCAUGGCUACUCAUUGCGUCAUGGCUCUACGCUUGGGCUGAGUACUCUCAGUGGUGCAAAUGUCAGGAUCUCUGUCCAACAGAACUGGAGGAUAAGAAGUCAAAGAAGGUGCAUUUUCACAAUCUGCUCGGUCACAAGCACACACUUCUCAGGAGCAGGUCCCACCACAGAAAAGGUGCCAGAGUUUGUGCUGAUGCUGUGCCACCCCGAAUUGUGCACCAUCCCUCUGAUUUGGUGGUGAAAUUGGGGAAACCUGCCACAUUCUCCUGCCGGGGUGAUGGCAAUCCAAAGCCUGUCAUUGAGUGGCUGCACAACGGCCAACCCUUGAAGAUUACAAAGGGAGAUGGCCAACUGCAGCCUUUGGUUUUGUCAGAUGACAGGCUCUUUUUCCUUAGCGUGGGCGGGAGUGGAUCUGGCCACUCACAUGAGGGUAUCUACACGUGUGUGGCCAGGAACAGUGCAGGGACAGCUAUCAGCCACAAUGCAUCCUUGCACAUUGCAGCAUUACAGGAUGUGUUUGCUGAGCAGCCAGGUGAUGUUGAAGUGGCAGAGGGGGAGGUAGCUAUAUUAAACUGUGCGCCACCAGUAGGACAUCCAGAACCUAACAUUGUGUGGAAAAAAGAUGGACUGCCAAUCAACUACACUGAUUUCCACUACACGGAGCUAAAUGGAAAGCUUAUCAUCGCUCCUGCAGAGAAGAACCACUCUGGUGCCUACGUGUGUGUGGCCAGCAACAUUAUGGGGGUGCGACAGAGCAGAGCAGCUCGUCUCACCGUGCUCUCAAGACCGAUUUUAGUCUUGAAGCCAGAAAAUGUCUCAGUGAGAAUGGGGGAGUCUGCCCAGUUUUACUGUCAGGCCAAAGGUGACCCUCCACCCGCAGUGGUCUGGAGCAGAGAACAUGGGCCACUGCCCAAUGGCAGAUAUCUCAUAAACCCAGAUCAGACGCUCCAGAUCCAUUAUGUGACAGCCCAAGAUGCUGGCAUGUACACCUGUACAGCAGUCAAUGACGUCGGUAUUGUCACUGCCGCUGCACAGCUAGAAGUUGAAGAAGCAUCCAACACCAAACAAAAAAAUCUCCACAUAGAACUGUCUGCCCUGCGACUGGCUCUAGAAAACGUCACAAUCAUAGCCCCAGGAUCCAACAUGUCUCAAGUACAGUGGAAGCUCCAGUACCUGCCCAUCCAGCCUCAUUACCUAGAUGGCUUUGAAGUUCUCUAUCGUUCCCUGUUUCCUACCAAUUCAGACUGGAUUGCAAAAAAGGUGACAGUGCCAAGCUUUCAAACGCAUGUUGGCCCAUUACGGAGAGGAUAUAAGUAUGAGUUUAAGGUUCGUCCCUAUGGUGGAAGUUUGUACGGCCGGGAAAGUAACACACAGCUACUCAGAGUCCCAGAGACGGUGCCUGGUGCGGCUCCACUGGCUGUGUCCAUAACAGUUAACCAUGAUCAUAAUAACUCCAUUCACCUGAACUGGGAGCCUCCGCCAUCUGAUAGUCACAAUGGAAUUAUACAAGGUUACCAGGUUUGGUGUGUAGAGUCAUAUGGGCAGCAUUACCAGAACUGGACUGUUGAUAGCAGCCAGCACUGGCUUGAUAUUUUUGCCCUGCAACCGGGAAAUCGCUACUGGCUUACUCUCGCGGCAGUGAAUGGUGCCGGAGUAGGGGUGCCAAGUGACCCUCACGGAUUUGUCAUUAGUUUGCGUAGACAAGUCAGUGAAGAUAUAUUCAUUAAUCACAGGAUGACAACUCCAGACUUUCCUUGGAUCUCUGGGAAUUGGAGACCUGCUUAUAAUGAAAAGUACCACGACUUGUGGGCCCAAGGUCACAAACCUUCAGGGGUGAGGAACACAAUUGCAACCAAGAAAGACCUGAGCGGCAUGGACUCAGCUGAUCCAAUAGUGAGUGACAGCUGCAGUGUCUAUGGUACCUUUAAUGUUGACCUCCUGGGAAAUGGGCUGAAGACCUUCAACAGUCCCAAGCGUUACCCCAAAAUGCCUCACGGUGUGCCGCAACAGCAAGGACUUGAGACCAUUCAAAUAUUCACUCAGCCUAAGACCUCGCCUGUCACUAGCAGGGAGAUGUUGCCGUGGAAACAGUGCAUACGGCCUCAGCCCAAAAUGGGUGUUUUGAGAGAGUCAAGGGAGAAGAAUCACAUCAAACAAGAAGUGCAUGCCGUGAAUAGUGUCCCCAUAUUACAAAUCAGGAACCAGACUGCUCCAUAUUUCAACAAACAGCGUUUCAGUCACAUCCCCGCAGAGCUUAACCAGUUUGCUGACUGUCCUCGACCGCUUCAUAAUUCAGCAUCACUACAUUUAAUUGAUGUGCGGCAACCACCACAACUGUUUCAUUUGGAGGGAGCUACAGACAUGCACAGUGAGAGCUCAGAUGAAGGAUCCAGUCGCUCUACAAAGCUAACAAUGGAUCUGGGCUCGCUCCAGUCAGUGGUUGAUAACUCAGGCGACUAUCUACAGCCAGAGUCCAACAUCAGCAAUACAAACUACCCAUUCUACAGCCCCAUAUCUACUGCAUUGUCCAGUAAAUCUUUGGGCGAAGAACAGGAUGGCACACUGACUGCACAAGAAGCCAUUCAAUAUCUGGAGCUUAAUCACAAAGUGGAGAAAUCCAGCAUUGUUUAUAACAGUGAGCUCAUCUCAUCUGCUCACACGGCCCCUGAUGUUACCGCUGAGACCCCACAGAUUGGAUUGUGCCGUGCUCACCUUCAGAGUUCUCCUUCCUCCUGUUACAGUGAGUGGGACAGCUCUAUGUGGAACAUCUGGAGCUCCAUCUCGGAUGGAAACUUUGCAAGUGCCCGCACAAGCCUUAUCAGCUCAGUGGACAGCUGCUACACUAAUGCCAGUUCCAACUUUGCCCACUUUCUGGCGGCGGAGUCGGUCUCUGGAGCUUCUUUGUCAGACUUUUCCCCACCAGCCUCCCCCCUCAGCGCCCUGUAUCCAUCAUUUUGUGCCAAGGGCAACCCAUUCAAAGAGAUGGAAACUGUUCCUGCGUGGGACUGGAGCGUGAACUGGAUAGAGGAAAUGGAGGUUCAGUAUAAAGCCCAGUUUUCUGGCAGAAAUAAUAAACCUUUUAAUGGUUAG
Messenger RNA from Nerophis lumbriciformis (worm pipefish), 3102 nucleotides. NCBI's taxonomy places the organism in Eukaryota, Metazoa, Chordata, Actinopteri, Syngnathiformes, Syngnathidae. The record is from RefSeq and is a predicted model, not a curated record.